This is a messenger RNA of Drosophila ficusphila, 2243 nucleotides long. RefSeq names its product ATP-dependent RNA helicase DHX33 (gene ath). NCBI's taxonomy places the organism in Eukaryota, Metazoa, Arthropoda, Insecta, Diptera, Drosophilidae. The record is from RefSeq and is a predicted model, not a curated record. Gene Ontology annotation, biological process: positive regulation of transcription by RNA polymerase I. Gene Ontology annotation, molecular function: ATP binding; RNA binding. The transcript is spliced from 5 exons. The coding region runs from base 141 to 2216 and encodes 691 amino acids. Gene Ontology annotation, cellular component: intracellular anatomical structure; nucleolus.
CUUAUCCGCACGCCUGUUGCUUUUUAUCUCGUCUUGUCUCUAAUUUUUGUAAAAUAUUUCCCGGGUUGAAGUUUGAUAUAAUUGAAAUAGGUGGUACAGGUUGGAAAAAUAUCUGAAACGUGCUGCGAUAAGUGUAGAUAAUGGACUCCAAAUACUUGGCCACCAGCAGAGGUGAUGCAGGAGGUCCUUCCCCGGUGAAGUUCUCGAUUAAACGAAAAUAUGAUUCCAUAGGGAAUAGUCCUGUUAGUGAGAAAAAAUCCCAGAUAAAACAACAGAUACCUCCAGUUUUACUGACCAGUAAAAGGACCUCCAUUGAACAACAUCAGAAAUCGUUGCCCGUUUAUAAUUGCCGCCAAAGAAUUCUAAAGGAACUGGAAGUUAACGAUACCGUCCUUAUAAUGAGUGAGACGGGAUCUGGAAAGACCACCCAAAUUCCGCAGUUCCUUUUGCAGGCUGGUUAUGCCAAAAAUGCGAUGAUUGGUAUCACUCAGCCACGAAGAGUGGCGGCAAUAACGGUUGCCCGUCGUGUUGCACAAGAAUUAUCAGGAAACAUUGGCGAUACGGUGGGCUAUACGGUUCGUUUCGAGGAUGCCACCUCAAAUAACACAAAGAUUCGAUUUCUAACCGAUGGAGUUUUGCUUCGAGAAUCUAUAAAGGAUCGUCUUAUGCUCAAAUAUUCUGUGAUUAUCCUGGACGAAGCUCACGAACGGACGGUCAAUGCCGAUCUUUUAUUCGGACUAGUAAAAGAAGCCCAGAAGGAGAGACGUAGGAAAAGGCUGGCCAAUCUAAAGGUGGUUGUUACCUCUGCUACAAUGGACAUCGAUCACUUUGGAAAGUACUUCAACUGCAAAGGAAUGUAUCUGGAGGGCAGGACCUUUCCAGUUCGUGUGAUGCACGCCAAAGAGGAGCACGAGGACUACGUUCACACCGUGCUGGUAACUCUCUUCCACAUUCACCGCACCACGCCAAGAAACCAUGACGUUUUAAUAUUUCUGACAGGACAAGAGGAAAUUGAAUCAUUGGCCCAGCAAAUUCGCCAACUUGCAAAGAUUGAUAUGACUGGAACCACGGAUCUCCGCGUAUUUACGCUGUACGCUCAGUUGUCUCAGGUCAAACAAUUAGAGUGUUUUGUACCAACACCGCCCAACGUUCGAAAAGUAAUAUUGGCCACAAAUAUAGCAGAAACGUCGAUUACCAUACCGGGUAUCCGUUGUGUAAUAGACUGUGGAUUUGUGAAGGAAAAAUCAUUUAAUACCGCCGACGGAUUGGACGUCUUAAAGUCAGUUCGAAUAUCCCGGGCACAAGCCUGGCAAAGAUCGGGACGAGCAGGUCGGGAUGCGGAUGGAACUUGUUAUCGAGCAUACACAAAAAGAGAAAUGGACUCGUUUGCAGAUGCUACUCAACCAGAAAUCCUAAGAACCAAUCCAACUUCAAUGGUGCUGCAACUUCUUGCCUUGGACAUUGAUUGCAAUAACUUUGACUUUUUAGACGCUCCACUCGAAGAAGGACUGAGGAGUGCCUAUAAAACGCUGGAAGCCCUUGGAGCUAUUAAAGUUGGAUUAGUCUCGCAUAUAACACCUUUGGGAUGGCAAAUGGUUCAGUUUCCCUUGGACCCCAAAUACUCCAAAUUAUUGAUGUCAGCACCAUCAUUCGGGUGCAUGCAGGAAGUUCUGUACCUAGUCUCUGUACUAUCGAGUGAUCAUGUUUUUGUCUCGAAUAGCGAUAAAAAUGAAACGGCUGCUUUAGCUCAUGCCAAGUUUCAGUCCAAACAUGGAGAUCAUUUGACGCUACUCAAUGUAUUCAAUGCAUUUUUAAAAUCAGAAAAGCCAAAGAUGUGGUGUCACGACAAUUUCUUAAAUUUGCGUAGUCUAACUUAUGCCCGAAAUGUUUGUCGCCAAUUGGCAGAAAUUUGCGGGAGGCUACAUUUGCAAUUAAACAGUUCUGAUGAUAUAGAAAGCUUUAAAAAAUGCAUUUUAAAUGGAUUUUUUGAGAACAUUGCCGUAUUGCAACGGGAUGGAUUCUACUUAACCGUUUCCGGCAACAUCAGGGCCAAGAUUCAUCCGUCAAGUGUUUUGCAUGGAAAGUACAAGCCUAGCUACAUACUCUUCACUGAAAUCGUUCAGACGGAACAAACAUUUCUCCGCCAAGUGACAGAAAUAUCCAUCGAAUUAAUUCAGGAGGUUGUGCCGUUUGUUAAAAUUAUACCAAGAAGAUAAAAUAAACUACAAAAAUGUUAAAAACAC